Molecule: messenger RNA, 4473 nt
Organism: Frieseomelitta varia
Lineage: Eukaryota; Metazoa; Arthropoda; Insecta; Hymenoptera; Apidae
Gene: Tre1
Product: protein trapped in endoderm-1
Exons: 5
Coding region: 2241-3269 (342 amino acids)
Biological process (GO): G protein-coupled receptor signaling pathway
Cellular component (GO): membrane
Molecular function (GO): G protein-coupled receptor activity
Source: RefSeq, a predicted model, not a curated record
AAAUGCUCGAGAAGUAUCAUUUCGUUCGAUUGUAUGCACUUGAACGAUCCUCGGUCCUAACAAUGAUCUCCAAAGAGAGAGAUUGAUUAAUUACGAUUCCCUGGCGGCAGUGGUGCUCGCGCAGCGAGAGAGACUCGAUGCUUCGUAGAGAGCGGAAUACGAAACAGCUGAAAGAAAAAAAUGGGAGCAGCAAGAAGGAAACGCGAGAGAGUUAAGUGAAAGAAGCGGCAGAUAAGGAGACCUCGUGUAUUUCUUGUGUAAAAGGGGAGUAAUGCGUCGAGCAACAUCGUCAGUCGAUGAAUGUUCGUUGCGACAGCUGGACUAGAAGAGACUCGAUGACGCGAUCUGUUCUUGUACCAAGAAGAAUCGUGCGAGCAUCGCAGAAAAUUACACACAAUUACUCGCGAGGAUCGAUUUUUCCACGAAGGAAGUGUGCCUGUUCGUUUCGGAAUUUGAUAAAACAAUACACGGCGAAUAAUUUCGUUUCUUUCUGUAUUUUUUUCUUUUUAAAUGAGGAAUUGUAGUUACUAUUUUGGGCAGAUGUUUCGCAAACAGCUAAAGAAGAUGGUGUGAUCAAUUGAAUUAAGAUCGGAUGAGAAAGUGGCGAAGGUUUUAGAAUUAAUAUAAGGUUCAGGAUGUUAUCGCUUCUUCGGCAGUGAAAGCAUGAAACAGUGAAAUAGUGUUGGAGAGCGACUGGAAUUUGAACUGAAUGCGACCUUUUGUGAAGCGUUAUCGAUAACGAUUUGAAAAAAAAAGAAGGAGGAAGUUGGAAAUUUGAAUUCAGAUAGCUCUGAAAAUUAUACAGCAGCUAUCUAUUCAAUCGAUUCAACAGCGCGAAAGCAACAUCGACGAAUGAGCUGCCGUCAAGAUAUUGAUUAAACUUAAAAUGCUAAUUCUAAAUUUCAAGAAGUAACAACUUCGAAAAUCAAAGAAAUGAAUCGAACGAAUUAAUUUGGGAUAUUUAAUCUUGAACUUUGGAAACAGCAACAGCAAAAAUUAAUGAUGAAUAAAAUAAAAUUAAAGAUUAUUGGAAAUAAUUUCGAAUUUUGAAUUUUUGAAUUUCGAAGAUGGCAACAUUAAACAUUCAAGAUAAUUCAAACACAAUUCGUCGAUAGUUCUCAAGAUUUUGAACGAUUUUCAAGAUUAUCAAGACGUUUCUAACGAAACUAUGGAAAAAGCGUAUCGUGUCGCAGGAUACUGAUCUAUUUCGUAGAAAGCAGUGAAAAUCAAUUAUUUCCAAUGAGACAAGGUCGAAGUUCAUCAGAACUCCGAUACUAAUUCGUGGUUGUCGCAACAAGUUGGAAAGUUCGUGGCCAACGAAAAACAAAGGGGCUGCACGAGGAAGCUCUUUGCUCGAGGUCAACGCUUGAAGGAUCUCCCCUAUUCUCGUUUUUUGGACGUCGCCACAAAGAUGGCAAGAAAAUCAACGAACGUUAUGGAUAGAACGAGUUAACGAAGUUGCUAACUAACGAGCAAAAAGAAGAGAAUGCGGAGAGACAGAGAAAGAAAGAUAUAUACAUAGACAGAUAAAGAGAGAAAGAGAGAGAGAGAGAGAGAGAAAGAAUUGUAUUCGAAUGGUUGGCUCGGUUACGAAGCCCUCGCGCGCUUAAUCGUUCUAGACAUUGUCGACACAGUCGUCGAAGUAACGAUUGCAUCGUCGAACGUAUAUGCAAAUCCAGAGUAGUGCUCGUGCGUCGUUCGAACAAUAAGAAAUGCGGUGGCUAAUCUGUUCGUCGGAUUUUCAGACUUCAUUUCCUGCAUCGUCGUUGAAUAAGAGGAUUUUCGUUGGUGGAAAUGUGAUGCUAGUAUGUUUCGAUUAAACGAAAUCAAUUGCGUGAAUUUUCUUUCUUCAAUUAGUUUAUCUCUAGAAGGAUUAAAUGUCGUAACAAAGGAAAGUUUUAAGUUGUGGAAAGUAACAGUGUGUUAUCAGAAAAGAUUCUUCGGUAUCGUUGUAAAUGAGAUUAGACAAGAAACUUGUCGUUGCUGUGUUUGACGAGGCACGUUUGAUAGAGCUGACGGAAGUUCUUCGGUGGUAAACAUUCACGUAUUUUAAAUGGAAUUUUGUAUAAAAGUUGGAGAAGCAAUUUGAUUAUGAAUUUUAAAGGGAAGGAAAUCGAAACUUUGUGAUUUUAUACGAAGAUACGAUGAAUAGUAUUGACAAUAAAACUGUGUUCACUACGUUUUGCAUUUUGCUUCUCGAGAACAUGUGAGAACGAAGCAGUGCAUAAAGACGAUACAAAAUGGGUGAUUCUGUAACAAACGGCACAAUUUUCGAUCUCGACUCCGGAGAUGAAAGUCUCAAGCAUUUCCCACGACCAGUUACUAUCGCAGCUGCGGUUUGUGCGAUAAUUUUCAGCAUCGUCGGAGUUGCGGGUAAUUUGGUAACAGUGAUAGCACUGUUAAGAUAUACAAGACUGAGGCGACACGCUACGACCGCUUUCGUGAUAAGUCUCAGUAUUUCGGACUUGAUUUUCUCCGCGGUAAAUUUACCGCUAACAGCGAGCAGAUAUUUAAACGAGGCGUGGGUGCUGGGCGAAACACUGUGCAAAAUAUUCCCCCUUUUCUUUUAUGGAAAUGUAGCAGUGUCUCUGCUCAGCAUGGUGGCAAUCACGAUCAAUCGAUAUAUAUUAAUCUCAAGAUCAGAGAUAUACGCGCAAUUAUACACCACGCAACGAAUCAUUCUGAUGCUGAUCGCCAUCUGGACAUUGAGUUUCUCUUUGCUUUUGCCACCGUUGCUUGGCUUUUGGGGAACACUGGGCCUAGAACCAUCCACGUUCUCCUGCACAAUUCUGAAGAAGAACGGCGCAAGCCCGAAGAAAUUUUUAUUCGUUCUUGGAUUCGUGGUGCCUUGCGUAGUUAUAAGCGUGUCUUACCUUUGUAUUUAUUGGCGCGUGAGGAAGAGCAGGAAAAAUCUGGAGGCUCACGCGGGCGCGUCCAGAAGGAAAUCUGGUGGAUUUCAACGAAGAGAGGACUCCAGAGUGACCAGACUGAUGUUGACGAUAUUCUUGUGCUUCCUCCUAUGUUUCAUGCCGCUGAUGCUGGUGAACGUGAUCGACGACAAGAUAAAAAUCCCAAUUUUGCACGUGAUAGCGUCCGUGUUAGCGUGGGCCUCCUCUGUAAUUAAUCCUUUCAUCUAUGCUGGCACUAACAAGCUUUACAGAGAAGCGUACAAACAGGUUUUGUGCCCAGUUUCUAGCAAAUUGCCGACAACUGGACCGAAACCCACGCACUCGCAUUCGAGUAAAGUGUCGUCGCCACAAGUGACUUGAAGACUGAUGAAUUUUACGCGGAUCGACGGAUACAUUGUUAUUUAGAAGCUUGUUGUUGUCUGUCCGAUGUAAAGUUAGUGUACGAAAGUCUGUAUAUAUACCUGUAAAUUUCAGAUAUUUCCUCUAAAACUAGGAAACAGUACAUUAAAUUGUAGAGAACGUACUCUUAUUAGUAUUAUAAUUAUAAUAAGUUCUAUUGACUUUUAUGACAAUAUACGACAAGAUCGUAUUUUAGAAUAUAAUCUAAUUUUAAGCAUUAAAUUAAUGAAAAUCCAUAAAAUAUCUACAGCUGUUCCGUUUUUCUGUUUAAAAUAAAUUUGAAAUUCAACAGAUGUAUUUAGAUUUCUGUGACUGACUUAUAAUACUUGAUUAAUGAUGAAUAUUAUACGAUUAGAAUAUAGUGAAAAUUGUUGGAAAUUUACAUGAUAAAAAUAUCAGAGGUAUUUUUGUAUUAUUUAAAAUAAGAAUGUUGAGAACGAAAGAAAUGUAGGAACUUCGAAAAUUUUAUGAAAGAUGAAAAAUAAUAUAGUAAAGAGCUGAUGAAUAAUAGAGUAAAUAGUUCUACCAAAGUUGUAUAUUUUAUUAAAGAAAAAUAGUUUAUGUUUCAAUUGUGUAUUGUGAAAGCUGCUCUCGAUUAAUUUAUAAUUUUCUAAAGAAAUACGAACGAGUAACUAAAUAUAUGUAAUUAUUAUAAAUAAUUUUAAUCUUUGUUCGCGGGGCAUUUAUUAGAAUAAUUUUCGUAAGUUGAUUUUGUACUGCGAUUAUUAAUAUUAAUAUUAAUUAUUCCUUUUUAGAAGAAAAAAAAUAUAAAGAUUGGGAGGUAUCAUACAAGUAUUAUACUUGUUAGAUAAAAUGUUAAAUUAAUUAGUAUGACAAUGUUAUAUAACUUACGAGAUUGCUACGUGAUGCUGACAUGUACAAAGAAUAAAUUCUCACAACAAUAAUUUGUGUAAAUAUACUAUAGAAAAUCAAUUAUGACAAAUAAUAAUAUUAUUUAGAGUUAAAUAUGUUACGUGCCGUAUUUUUUAGUUAUAAUUUCUUUCUGCAAAGUCUGAUUUACGAAAUAAAGCAACGUUUAUUUAUUUUGAAGAUAAUAUUAGUUUAAGUAAUACAGAUGAAAUUUCUGUUGCAUUUCUUUUUACUUCACUUUUAAAAUUUAAAGUUAAAAAUUUCGUAAGAUUUAAAUUUAAAAUUCGAAUUCAAA